Ambispora leptoticha is the source of this 738-nucleotide messenger RNA. The record is from the annotation of a GenBank genome assembly. Lineage: Eukaryota; Fungi; Glomeromycota; Glomeromycetes; Archaeosporales; Ambisporaceae.
AUGGCAGACGCAUAUCUCCUAACCUUACUUCUAAUAUCUCUUCUGCUUAUAAUUGGCGCAACAUCAAUCUGUUGCUAUAUAUGCCGUCGUUGCUGUAGACGAGAACGAAACGGACUUCCCUAUUCUUAUCACUUCCCAAGUAGUCAUAGCAGCAGUAGUAGUGAUACGUCGUCUUCGUCCUCGUCCCCAAAUCUUUUAAAUUCCAAUGACAUUGACCCACUCAACGCAUUUCCUCCGUUUAAUGGUCUGGUGGAUGAUCGAGUCGUGUACGUCUAUCAAUAUAAUCCAAACGGGGAGGAGUUCAUGAUGGGUACAGAGGGUGGAAAUGUUCCAGGUCUGAUAAAUGGAAGACCACAACCUGCUUAUGGCGGGAAUGGACGGUAUUAUGUCCCGCAGAUGCCAUUGAUUUCACAUCCACCGUAUUAUGACGAUGAACCGCCAAAGUAUGAAGACAUAAUGAAUUUAACGGUGUUAGGUAAUGAAGGGGGUGGAUCAAGUUCUUCUGCGACAGCUUAUCAAGGAGCACAAGGUUCAAGUACUCAUAUAGAGAUGGAGCCUUAUAGGGAUGAGGUGGAUGACGAUAAUAAUAGUGUCGGAACAACUCCUCAGAACUAUGUACUAUUUUCUAUUUAUCCGCACCAAAGUUAUUGUACUGUUACUGUCAUAGCGAUAGUUAUUCAAACAAUUCGAACAGGCGAAAGCCUUUUCUCAAAGAAAUUAAACAAUUGCAAAUUCUAG